Cavia porcellus (domestic guinea pig) is the source of this 2200-nucleotide messenger RNA. It is a transcript of the gene Mamstr, whose product is annotated as MEF2 activating motif and SAP domain containing transcriptional regulator. The record is from RefSeq and is a predicted model, not a curated record. The transcript has 9 exons. Gene Ontology annotation, biological process: regulation of transcription by RNA polymerase II. The coding region runs from base 703 to 1914 and encodes 403 amino acids. Gene Ontology annotation, cellular component: nucleus. Lineage: Eukaryota; Metazoa; Chordata; Mammalia; Rodentia; Caviidae. Gene Ontology annotation, molecular function: transcription coregulator activity.
CCCCUGCCCUGCUCCCUGCUCCCUGCGUCCCAGAAAGGGGCAUCUGAGGCACCCCAGGCAUUCGAGGUGGGGCCUGAGGUCUUGGUCUAUACUGGAGACUGCCCAACCCAGCAAAGCAGCGCCUAUCUCACCUGGUGAGGAGCCCCUGGGUUGGGGGAGGGACCCUGUUACACUUCCAUGGCUCUUGGAACCUGGUCCCUUUUAUAAGGCCCUGGUGGCUGCCAUCCACCCUUCUCACCUUCCUGGACACCGGAACACUUCGAUACCCACCCCCACCUCCCAGGUCCCCUUUCUCCUUUCCACUGAGGAUCUUGGAUUGGUCAUCAGACUACUGUGUUGCAGUCCUCAACUUCCAGUCCUUCAAAUACAGGCUUUAGGCCUCUUCCCUUCAUCCCUUUUCAAAGACCCAGAGGUCAAGGUUCCUGGUGGCCUCAGCAGGAACAGGAGUCCUAGACCCUGGUCUGCCCCAUCCAGUACCGGAGAGUUGAGGUCCCCAGUCCUGCAUCCUCAGACCCAGUCCCGUCCCUCAGCCUCCUUCUCCAUCAGACCUGGGUAGUGGGUCCCCAAGCAGAAGUUUUGACCACAGGUUACAUCCAUCUCUAAUGCUCUGGCCUUUCCUGAGUUACGGUGGCUGCCCAAGACCCUGCUUGCUGUGCAGGGCCCUCCCUUUUCCCCACUCCAGGACCCAUUCCAGCCUUGGCAAUGACUUUGGCGGCUUCCUCUCAGCGCUCCCAAAUCAUCCGUUCAAAGUUCCGAUCUGUCCUCCAGCUGCGGAUCCACAGACGGAAUCGGGACCUGACUUCAGAUCCGGAUCCGUGGAUCUCAGCCCCAGGCCCAGCUAUGGCCCCAGCCUUGCCCUCUGCCACUCCGACCCCUUUCCUCUUCGGUCCUGGGGUCUUCCUCCCUGAGCUAGAGCACUGCCCGUGCCAGUGUGCGCAGCAGGAGUCACCCAAGGUCUCCUCAUGCUGGACAGCACCCAAGCCCCAGGGGACCUUGACCUACCACCAGUACAGGACCCCAGAGCCUGGCCAGGACAGCAGGGCAGAGCCCCCAAGCGGGCCACCUCCAUGGGGCGGGACGAACUCACAGCAGCCACCUCCUAGGAUGGAACCUACGCUGCUCAUACCCUCCCCUCCAGGAGUUCCCGGCCCCUCGAACCCUCCACACAAGUUGGAACUUCAGACCCUUAAACUAGAAGAGCUGACGGUCUCAGAACUCCGGCAGCAGCUACGCCUGAGGGGCCUCCCGGUGUCGGGGACCAAGUCAAUGCUUCUGGAGCGCAUGCGCGGCGGAGUCCCGCCCCGCGAGCGGUUGAAACAGAGACUUGAAGACAACGCAGGGGACACUCCCUGGCUGCGCCUUAGGCCCAAAGCCCUGGGAAUAGCUAGGCGGCAGGGCGGGGUCAAACCAAAUCCCGUGCUUCCCCGACCACCUCUUCCAGAAUCCGCAGAUGCCCUGGGAGCAGCCCCAGCUCCUGUUUCGACUCGGGUUCCGGCUCCCGUCCUCCCACCCUCGGCACCGGCCUCGGUCCUGACUCUGGAGGAGGAGCUGCAGGAAGCCGUCCGGAGGGCUCAGCUGCUUCCCACCCGGGGUAUCGAUGACGUCCUGAAGGAUCAGGUGGAGCCUGAUGACUUGCUGCCCCCCAUCCCCCUGGACUUCCCCGGCUCUUUCGAUGUCCUUUUCCCGUCCCCGGACUCCGAAGGUCUCUCCUCUGUUUUCUCCUCUUCGCUCCCAUCCCUGGUGAAGUCCCCCUCCUCCUCUCCUGGGGACCCCACAGAAGCCUUGGACUGGCUUGAGGCCCUGAGCGAGGAUCCUCCUCUGGGGUCUGGCCCCCCGGGCCCCAGCAUCUUCUCUGCUGAUUUAUCUGUCUCCGGUGGCACCCUGGUGUGGGACCUGCGGGAGGAUCCCUGGUGAUGAAUUCUGGGGGGUCCAGGGACUGAAGAUUGGUGGAGGUGGAGACCACAGACUAAGAUUAAGACAAUACCUCGGGUAUUGGAGCAACCAACAGAGCUCCUCCUGCGGGCAGACACAGGAUCAAAGACAACCCUGUCCCCUCAUGUCCCAGAGCUGCUGCUGCCACCCAACCCACUACCUGAACUUUGCCUGCCUGGCCUGCAUGUGAUCCACCCAUCCCCACAGUGUGCAGGUGGGGCAGUGGUUUGAGUGCUGCUGGCCGGGCCAACAUGCUGCUUGCUGUUUC